AGCCAGAAACUAGACGCCCUGGAGGCGGCUUUACAGGCAGGGCAUGACCACAUCGUCUCGCAAAUCGUGCUGGAGUACAGCAUAGACCUGAAUGUACGUCUCUUUGGGUAUCAGCGGAUAAGUCCCCUUGAAUGGGCCGUGGACCAUGAGAAUCUGCGCUUGACGAUGAACAAGACGCCGGAUAGGGUGGACUUGACGCAGGCGCUUGGGCUGGCAGUUGAUCAGCGAGACGCAGCCAUGGCACGAUUACUCCUCGCCAACGGUGCGCGAUGCGACUUCGAGGACGGUGAUCGGCCUUUGCCAGAGAAUGGUCUCGACGACAGCUGCAAUUUCUACGAUACCUCAGAGCCGACGGAAUUUAUGCCUCCGCUUGUUCGGGCUGUGAAGCUGGGCGAUGUGGGAAUGGUGCGGCUGCUGCUUGAGCGUGGAAGGGCGGAUCCAAAUGUCGGUUAUCACGACCUCCGGGCAGAGGAGGGGAAGAAGGACAUUAAAUUUAGAUGCGGCAGAGUGAUUGAGUUGGCAAUGGAGCUGGGGAGGCGGGAGACGGUGAAGCUGCUGCUGGCUGCUGGAGCAGAUCUUUGCGUAGAGAAGCCUGUGUGGCGGGUUCCGGGACAUACAUGUUCGGCGGUGUCGAGGGCCUUUCAUCAGAGUCUUACGGCCAAGCUGAGGGUAGCGGAGGAAGCAGUCAAGAAAUAA
Trichoderma citrinoviride is the source of this 696-nucleotide messenger RNA. RefSeq lists its product as hypothetical. The record is from RefSeq and is a predicted model, not a curated record. Lineage: Eukaryota; Fungi; Ascomycota; Sordariomycetes; Hypocreales; Hypocreaceae. The annotation marks the transcript as partial. The transcript is spliced from 2 exons. Gene Ontology annotation, cellular component: cytoplasm; nucleus. Gene Ontology annotation, molecular function: protein binding. Gene Ontology annotation, biological process: regulation of barbed-end actin filament capping.